Molecule: messenger RNA, 1125 nt
Organism: Toxoplasma gondii ME49
Lineage: Eukaryota; Apicomplexa; Conoidasida; Eucoccidiorida; Sarcocystidae
Product: chaperonin GroS protein
Exons: 8
Coding region: 1-1125 (374 amino acids)
Cellular component (GO): plastid; mitochondrial matrix
Molecular function (GO): protein-folding chaperone binding; ATP binding; protein folding chaperone
Source: RefSeq, a predicted model, not a curated record
AUGACGCCUGCGUCUCGAGGCGUUCCUCUCGGGUGUACGUACACCGCUCCUGCACUGGAGGGUGGGGUGCAGCCGAGUCGGAGAAUCGGAAGACUGACUCAGAUUCUGUUUGUGUUCUUUAUUCUCGGCCUUGCUUCGCUUUCCAGCUCGCUCUUCGCACAUGAGGGUCAAGAAGAAACGGUUUCCCCGUUCCUAUUCGCAGUCGGGACCGUGUACAAACAGCCCGGCAGCGUCGCUCCGACUUCGCUUCAUUGCGCGGGCUCUGACUCGGGAGGGGAAGGCUUCGUCCGCUCUUCAGAGAGAUCUCUGGCGUUUGUGCGUGGGCAGCCUUCUCGGUCGUUCGCUCUUUCGUCGCCGCCAGCAGCUUCCUCCGCCUUCUCUCCAGCUGUACAAGAACCGAGCCACUUGGUUUCAGGGCCAACAAGCCUCGCCAGUCGAGACGCAGGCGUCGGCCCCCUGCGGAGUGCGUCGAACUUUUCCUUCGAGGGUGAAGACAUUCGAGGUCCCAUCAAGCCCCUGCGAGGCAUGGUUCUCCUCGAGAGAAGGGAGGCAGUGGAGAAAAGCGCUGGCGGCGUCUAUCUUCCGAUCGAGUCUAAGGCGAAGCAGGUGAUUGCCAAGGUCAUUGAGGUCGGGCCUGGGGAGGUCAAUCGCGAGACUGGAGCUCGCAUUCCAGUUGAUGUGGCUAUCGGCGACUGGACCAUCAUUUCGCGACACACCUACGAUUCGUUUAAAUACAAUGGCAAGGACUGCGUCUUGGUGGAGGCCCGCGACAUUAUCGCGAAAGUCCAAACGACCACGGAGGAAAGGGACGCGAACCCUUCAGACAUUCUUCCUCUCGGCGACACAAUUUUGGUGAAGCUCGUGAAGCAGGCGCAGCGAACGGCGAGUGGACUGUAUCUACAGCCGACGGGCAGCGAGAGGGACAGAGGCCAGGGAGUGAAGCGCGCGCAAGUUGUUGCUGUGGGACUCGGCCGCUACAACAGAAACGGAGAGCGUGUUCCGAAUGACGUGGUGCCGGGGGACGAAGUCCUGUUCCCGGCUUACAGCCAAGACGAGCCGGAGAUGAAGUACGGCGGCGAGUCUUACGCGUUCGUGCGAGCGGCUGAUCUCUUGGCAAAGUGGUGA